AUGAAGCCUGCUGUACUUCUCACAGCUGCUUUACAGCUAGCUUUUGUGGUUUCAACGCCCAUACCGACUAGUACAUCCGAUGGAAGAGAUAUCGCAGUGGUCGAGAAAAACGUCGAGCACCAGAUGGAACGAGAACCGGUAAUCGAUCUCAUUUCAACGGAUGAGCUUGAAAAACGUGCCCCCUUCCUCUUGUCUGCAGCUUGUGUCAGUAACAUCGCCUGUACCACAGGCAUUGCGGGAAACCUGGGUUAUCGAGGGAACCCAAUUAGAAGAGGAACAUUUACAGGCCCACUGUGGGGUUUAUUUCAAGUUUGUCGGAGUGGCUGCGCAAGCGUAUGCAGUGCACAAAUCACUGGCAGCGUUUAUGUGGAGGGGUCAGUGCAGCAGGUCACGCAGACCGAGCAGGCUUGGAUUUCUGACAUCGUACUGGGACAAACGCCAUAUAGGGAUUCAUCGUAUUCAGAAGAGUAG
Molecule: messenger RNA, 471 nt
Organism: Trematosphaeria pertusa
Lineage: Eukaryota; Fungi; Ascomycota; Dothideomycetes; Pleosporales; Trematosphaeriaceae
Exons: 3
Coding region: 1-471 (156 amino acids)
Source: RefSeq, a predicted model, not a curated record